Messenger RNA from Microthlaspi erraticum, 219 nucleotides. The record is from the annotation of a GenBank genome assembly. Lineage: Eukaryota; Viridiplantae; Streptophyta; Magnoliopsida; Brassicales; Brassicaceae.
AUGGAUGAAGCCCUUCGCACACACAUGGAGCUCCACAAACUUAAAGAGACAAACCAUCCUGAUCAAACUCUCCAACGUGGUGGUGGUUUUGGACGGAUUAUUGAACGGGGAAAUAAUUGGUUGAAAAAACACAAACCUCAGCACACAAAUAUACCGUCUUUUUCUCCUCCUCCGUCCGCCUUAAGCUCUUCCAAGGGCACACACAGACCUGGUCAUUAA